CUAUCAAACUGCAGUCAGUGGAUUGAAAAACCAAUUAAAAAGAGCAGAACUUCUUAUAAGACUGUCAGAUAAAAUAGUGCUUGGAGACCGGACUGUUAUUCCUUUUGGAGUGGACUACCUGCAGUGUGAUAUGUUUCUGUAUUGGAACAUCCUUACGCUGCUCCUCCUGCGUUCAGCUCUGUCAAGACCACUGAGCUCUCUGACCACACCAUCCAGAGGCUGUCCCACCUGUAAAGGAAAGUCCACCCAGAGUCAGCCCACUGGAAACUCAAACACCACAACGCUGGCAGCUGGAGAGCCAUGUGGGGUCUACACUCUGAGCUGUGCCCACGGUUUGCAAUGUACACCUCCAGAAAAUGACUCGAGGCCUCUCAGAGCUCUGCUGGAGGGCAGAGGAGUCUGCAAUAACAUCAGCGACAUCAACACAACUGUAUCGACCCACUCUGUAGACACAGCACCUACUGAGGACCCAGAUGAGGUACUAAACCUCUUUAACUAUCAUUAUAGUUCAGAAUCUGCCACACUAACCUUCUGA
Messenger RNA from Sphaeramia orbicularis (orbiculate cardinalfish), 535 nucleotides. Its product is annotated as insulin-like growth factor-binding protein 4. Gene Ontology annotation, biological process: regulation of insulin-like growth factor receptor signaling pathway. The transcript has 2 exons. The record is from RefSeq and is a predicted model, not a curated record. Gene Ontology annotation, cellular component: extracellular region. Lineage: Eukaryota; Metazoa; Chordata; Actinopteri; Kurtiformes; Apogonidae. Gene Ontology annotation, molecular function: insulin-like growth factor I binding; fibronectin binding; insulin-like growth factor II binding. The coding region runs from base 131 to 535 and encodes 134 amino acids.